Sporisorium graminicola is the source of this 1065-nucleotide messenger RNA. RefSeq lists its product as uncharacterized. The coding region runs from base 1 to 1065 and encodes 354 amino acids. The record is from RefSeq and is a predicted model, not a curated record. The transcript has a single exon. Gene Ontology annotation, molecular function: oxidoreductase activity. Lineage: Eukaryota; Fungi; Basidiomycota; Ustilaginomycetes; Ustilaginales; Ustilaginaceae.
AUGAGCGGCACACACAAGUUCUACACCCUCCCCGAGCCUUCUGCUCGCAACGGCUUCUCUGUCUUGAAGCUCAAGGAGGGGCCCAUCCCCAAGCCUGACCCCGACCAGGUGCUCGUCAAGGUGCACGCCGUCUCGCUCAACUACCGCGACUUGAUCAUUGCCAAGAACCAGUACCCACUCGACCUCAAGCAGGGGGAGCUAAUCCCUGUCUCGGAUGGCGCCGGCGAGGUGGUCUCGGUCGGAAGCAAGGUCUCCAAGUGGAAGAAGGGUGACCGCGUCGCCAGCAUCUUCACUCAGGCUCACCAGCAAGGCGCGACCCCCGACAAGGAAGCGGUGAAAACGACGGUCGGUGGUAUGCUCGACGGCAUGCUGGCUCAGUACGUCGCUCUACCCGAGACGGCAAUUGUGCGUAUCCCUUCUCACCUUUCGUACGAGGAGGCUGCUACGCUGCCCUGCGCUGCCGUCACCGCCUACAAUGCGCUCUACGGCAUCCCCACCGAGCAGCUGCGUGCGGGCGACACGGUCGUCGCCCAAGGCACGGGUGGUGUCAGCGUCUUUACGCUUCAACUCGCCACCGCUGCUGGUGCCAAGGUGGUCAUCACCUCGUCGUCGGACGACAAGCUUCAGAAGGCGCUCAGCCUGGUCCCGCAAAGCCUGCGCCACCUCGUCACCACGGUCAACUACAAGACCAACCCGGACUGGGACAAGGUGGCCCUCGAGGUGACCGACGGCAAGGGUGUCGACCACGUCGUCGAGGUCGGCGGCGCAGGCACGCUCGAGAAGUCGUUCAACUCGAUCAAGCGAGGCGGUGUCAUCUCGACCAUCGGCUUUGUGGCCCAGGGUGAAGCGCCCAACGUUGCCUACCACGCGCUGCUCACCGGUGCCAUCUUCAAGGGUGUUCUGGUCGGUUCCCGCCAGCAGUUUGAGCACAUGAACCAGAUCUUGGAGGACCACAAGAUCAAGCCUCUGGUCGACAAGGUGUUCCCCUUCGAGAAGGCCCAGGAGGCGUACGCCUACCAGUGGAGCCAGGCCCACGUUGGCAAGGUUGUCAUUCGUAUCUCGUAG